GUCCGUACUAGGAUGAGACGAUUACUGUGAAUUAAUUCGUUCCCAGAUUAAAUGAAUAAAGGAAAAAGCUGACCGGCGCAGAUUCAGGUCUUAUUACGAUGAUGACUGAUUUACUUUAGCGCAUUUUGCAACUAAUUUUACACCUGACAUCCUGACAAACAAGACAAGAGAGACAAGACACAGUUUUUGAUUUUUUUUUUUUCGAGAUAAAAUUUGCUUAGAAACAUAGCACAGCAGACCCACCGCUUCCAGGUAAAGUAACUGCAACUCUACGCAGGCGCACUGACAGGAGAUGAAGUGCUUCCUUCCUGAUGUGUAGAGGAGCGUGUGAAGUGUAGUUCUUUUCACUGCGAGCGGCGUUGCAGACAUUGAAGGUUAAAACAGUUGAAGUCUCAGCCUGAGCAGACCGUGAACACACCCGUCCUCUCCACAGACUUCACGGUGUUUAAUCCGGAGAGGAUUUGAAAUCAUCUCUGCCUUUAACGUGGGAUGCAAACAGCUGCAAAACUCAUGAAGGUUUUCGUGACGAGGCGCAUCCCGCAGGAGGGAAUGAAGAUCCUGUCAGCGGCGGCAGAGUGUGAGGUGUCUCUGUGGGACUCGGAUGAACCUGUGUCGAGAGCAGAGCUGCUCAAAGGUGUACAGGGGGCUCACGGUCUUCUGUGUCUGCUGUCAGACAAGAUCGAUGCUGAAGUCCUUGAUGCUGCAGGGCCAAACCUAAAAGUAAUCAGCACCUUGUCUGUUGGAUUUGACCACAUGGCUAUCGAUGAAAUAAAGAAACGGGGUAUACGUGUUGGAUACACUCCAGAUGUACUGACUGACGCCACAGCUGAACUGACUGUAGCUCUGCUGCUAGCCACCGCCCGCAGAUUACCAGAGGGAGUGGAAGAGGUCAAAAAUGGAGGCUGGAGCUCGUGGAAGCCUCUCUGGCUGUGUGGUUAUGGUCUUUCUGGCAGCACAGUAGGAAUCAUCGGACUGGGACGUAUCGGUAUGGCCAUCGCUCAGAGACUCAUGCCUUUCGGAGUGAAGAGGCUGCUGUACUCUGGGAGAACAGCCAAGGCCCACGCCACAGAGGUGAAUGGAGAAUUUGUUCCCCUGGACACUCUUGUGUCUGAGAGCGACUUCAUUGUUGUUUCCUGCUCCCUGACACCAGAGACCCAGGGCCUGUGUGACAAGGCCUUCUUCAGCAAGAUGAAGAACACUGCAGUCUUCAUCAACUCAAGCAGGGGGGCUGUGGUGAACCAGGAGGAUCUGUAUGAGGCUUUGAGCAGCGGACAAAUAGCUGCAGCUGGACUGGAUGUCACAACACCUGAGCCACUCCCAACAAACCACCCUCUUCUUACACUAAAAAACUGUGUGGUGUUGCCGCACAUCGGCAGCGCCACCUACUCCACCAGAGGCAUCAUGUCAGCCCUGGCGGCGCGAAACCUGCUGGGCGGCUUACAGGGCACAGAAAUGCCCAGCGAACUCAACUUCUAGGGCCUGAAACUGAGCCGCUGUGCCUGCCGCCUCCUCUGGUGCUGCGUGGAUUAUCAGAGAACAGCAACAUGCUUGUCUGAUAACAGUCUCUGAUGCGAGAUAAAAACAGUGCAGGAAUGAAAAGAAUAGUAAGAAUACUAACGUAGAUCAGACAUUGUGUCAGUGUCAGCUUGAUAGUUUCAUUUGACCCUGUCACAGUUUCAGAGGAUUGCACUUUUAAUAUACAGUGUGACAUUUUUGAGGAAGGAAAUGCUCAGUGCAGGGUUUAGUCGUUUCAGAUAUGUUUGCAAGUUCUUCAAAAAGAGGAUGAUGAACUAGCAACAAACUAGCAGCACUCCUUUACCUUAGCUCCGUACAUGUCUGGUCUUACUGGAACUGUCUGCAGUUAAACUGUAAAAACCUUUUCUCAUUUGCAUUUAAAAUGUUCCCUUCAAAACAGAAUCAGUGAUUUAUUAUCUCUCUCAUUCUAAAAGUAGCACUUGCCAUAAAGAUUUGCAUUACAUUUGUUGGUCUGCACUUUAUCCUGCUGAUAAUGCUCCAUGUCGUCACUUACUAAACAGUACAACACUCCAGUGAAAUGGGAUUUUUCUGAAGAAUAAAAACCUGUCAUUUAGUAGAAACGUAAA
This is a messenger RNA of Lates calcarifer (barramundi perch), 2102 nucleotides long. RefSeq names its product glyoxylate reductase/hydroxypyruvate reductase a (gene grhpra). Bases 490 to 1476 code for a protein of 328 amino acids. NCBI's taxonomy places the organism in Eukaryota, Metazoa, Chordata, Actinopteri, Centropomidae. The transcript has 9 exons. The record is from RefSeq and is a predicted model, not a curated record. Gene Ontology annotation, cellular component: cytosol. Gene Ontology annotation, molecular function: hydroxypyruvate reductase [NAD(P)H] activity; hydroxypyruvate reductase (NADH) activity; NAD binding.